Messenger RNA from Symbiodinium pilosum, 444 nucleotides. The record is from the annotation of a GenBank genome assembly. Lineage: Eukaryota; Dinophyceae; Suessiales; Symbiodiniaceae.
GACUUGGGCAACCAGUCCGCCAUCCAGCGGUUCGUGGUUUUGCUCCUUCUGGCCACUUCUCCGGCCACGCUACCUGCGCACUUGGCCGAUUUGGACAAGGUCAUUCUGAAGCACCCCCUGGUUGUUGCCGCAAUUAGCGCUUCUGCGGCUUAUCUUUCGGGCGACUACCUUGGCUUCCUUCGCUUCUACAAGGAAGCCGACUUCCUCUCUGCUGUGGCGGUUGCAGAGCUGGCAAACCUAGCGAGGAUGCGGCUCUUGUGGAUGAUCUCACGUGCGUACCCGCGCUCUGUGGGGGACUCCGUCUCCCUGCGGGGACUUGUGAAGCUCCUGGCCUGCCAGGAUGAAGCACACGCCCGGGCUUUCCUCAGCUUUCACGGCCUGGCAGUGGAAGAGGGAGAGCAACGCGACCGCGUGCUUUUUCCGAAGAAGGGCUGUGUGGAUGAG